This is a messenger RNA of Macrosteles quadrilineatus (aster leafhopper), 4074 nucleotides long. RefSeq names its product influenza virus NS1A-binding protein homolog. The transcript has 14 exons. Gene Ontology annotation, molecular function: protein binding. NCBI's taxonomy places the organism in Eukaryota, Metazoa, Arthropoda, Insecta, Hemiptera, Cicadellidae. The record is from RefSeq and is a predicted model, not a curated record. Bases 352 to 2490 code for a protein of 712 amino acids.
GCGCCGUCAUGUUGGUAACAAAACUCCCGCGCUCGCGGUAGUCCAGUCCAGACGUAAUUUGCUUGUGGUGGACAUACGGGUUCGGUUCGGUGCAUUUGGAAGGAUUGUGUUCGGGUCGUGUCUACUGUACGUUCUACGUUCAACCGUGAGCCGCUACUGUGUCGGUUAGUUCGGUUGGCGAGUCAGAACGUUAUUUCCGAGUAGUGCUUGCCAAUUGAUGGUAAACAGCUGUGUGAUUAUAUACAAAUCUAUGUACAAAGACUGGAAUUGUGUUUUCGCGCCGCGUCUCUUCUAUCCCAACACUUGACAGUGAAUAUAUUGACAGUUUUUAGCUUCGAGUAAUUUGUCACGAUGAUUGGAGGAGCUGACCUGGAGGUGACGGGGACCGGUGAGGAGAUGACGGAGCAAAGUAACGGAGGUGACGCUUCCCCCACGGGCAAUGAGCUACUGUUCAUGGACGAUAAAAUGCCCGUCCGCACCCUCCACUCUCUCAACAUGAUGCGCAAGAACCGCACCUUCUGCGACGUCAUACUGCAUGUUGGCAACAGUGAGUUGCACGGCCACCGCGCUGUGCUAGCCUCCGCCAGUCCUCAUCUUCUGGAGCUGUUCUCAGCUGAUGAUGAGACUAAGGGUGUCCGAGAGAACAUUGUCACUUACCACCUCAACGGCGGCUUUGACAAACUAGCUUUGGAGAAACUCAUUGACUACGCAUACACUGCUAGGUUGGAGGUGCGGUCACACCAAGUCAAGUCAGUGUUCCAGACAGCCACUAAGCUGAAGAUGGACAGAGUAGCCAAGGAGUGUGCUCGCCACCUCAUACAACACAUGGCUGCGGAGAGCUGCAUAGAGAUACGCUCACUGCCGGGCAUCGCUCGGAACAAGACCUUCGUGGCUCAGGUGGACAGCUACAUUGCUCAGCAGUUUGAGGAAGUGAGUCAGACAUCAGUGCUGCUAGCGCUACCUUGUGUCCGAGUGGAAGUGUUGAACCAGACCAGACAAGAAAUGAGUCUCGUCACUUGUGAGUCUCUGUGUCACCUCGUCUUGGACUGGGUCAAGCGUUCUCAUGACGAUGAAAACGUCAACACUCUAACAGAGAAGACCCAUCUGCUGUACCUUGCCUUGGACAACACAUUGCAGGACUGCUCUGAGCUCCCCUCUGGUGAUGUGUCUGACACUGAGAUUGUCCAGGACUACAAGAAGAUGUCCAAGAAGACCAACGUCAACCCAGCUACAAAGAAUCGCAGGAAGGGCCAGAUCCAGCCGGCCAAGCCACGAGUGUUGCUCUACAACAGAACUGACACUUUGGAUACUGACAUUGAAAAGGAGUUCACCCUGAUUGCUUCCAAGAAAGUUGCAGAACAUUCGUUUCUGGCUCUGGUAAGUGUUGGCAACAAGUUGGCGACCCUGUCAGUGAUGCUGAGACUGAACCAGCCGUCAUCACCCUCUCCCCUACCUGACACACAGACCCCUGUGGAGAAGCCUGACUUGUACUGUGGUCUGGCCAACAUGGUCAGUGUCAAGUGUGGCGCUGGCUGUGCCAACCUCAACAACAACCUGCUUGUCUGUGGAGGGUACGACCGCGCUGAGUGCCUUCGUAGCGUGGAGUUGUACGACCCUGAGCAUAACACGUGGGGUGUGCUGGCUCCGAUGCGUGAGGCCCGUGGCCGCUUCAACAUAGCUGUCGUAGGAGACAAGGUAUACGCAGUGGGCGGAUGUAACGGCACCACGGAGUUGGCGACAGUGGAGUGCUACGACCCCAAGUUGGGCAAGUGGACUCGCGUCACUUCUCUGUCUCUCGCUCGCUCCAACACAGGUGUGUGUGAGCUGGGAGGCAAGUUGUACUGUAUUGGAGGAUGGAACGGACAAGUAGGCAUCAAACAGUGUGAUGUGUUUGAUCCAGACUCUCAACAAUGGACUACCAUCGCUUCCCUUCUGACUGGCAGAUACCAGGCAGGUGUUUGUGCCAUGAAUGACAAAGUGUGGGCUGUGGGUGGCUGUGACGGAUGGAACUGCCUCACUUCUGUAGAGACCUACGACCCUCAGACAGAUCUGUGGACCUUCGCAUCACCCAUGAUCACUGCCAGGAGGGGUUGCGGUGUAGCCGUCUUCAAAGGCAAGCUGUACGCUGUGGGAGGUUCAGACGGGACUCACUCUCUCACUUCUACAGAGAUGUUUGACCCGGAAACACAGACCUGGAGUCCGGGUCCCAACAUGACGACUCCACGCUCCAAUGUUGGCGUCACUGUCAUCAACGGCCGUCUCUACGCCGUUGGAGGAUUCUCUGGAAAAACCUUCUUGAACAGCAUUGAAUAUCUGGACGAAAAAACUGAUGAGUGGACAACUUUCAGUCCAUCAGGCAACGAAGACACCCCAGCCAAUGGUACAGACAGAAAACCUCAUGUGAACGGACACACAGACCAACCUAUCUCAAGGUUCUCCUUCGACAAAUCAUCAACACAUUCCAAUGGGGAUACUUCCCCUUCCAGCUAAAUUUGAGACUGCAGCCUUUUGUACUUUUCAUAAUUUGGAUCGACCAUUUUACAACAUACAAACCUUUGUAUUUACGGAGCAUUUUAACCAACAAUCAUAUACAGGUCUAAAAAAAACUUUUGAUUAAUAAUUUUUAUGUUGAAAAACCUUUUUUAAAUUUUACUAUUUCAUAUUUACAUACGAGAGAGGAUUUAAGUUUUUCGAACAAAUUAUGGAAUGUACAACAAACACUUUGAUAGUUUUACAUUUACUCAGAUCUUUUGUACAAACGAGUGUAACAAAAAUAACAUGUUUUCAGGAUAAAAUGUUUAUCAUGAGAUCUUCAAAGAUUUAUAGAAGCUAGGGUCGAUGGAGGAUAUUUUUUUCAGAAAAAUUUAUAUAACGUGAAAGUAAUAUAAAAAAAUUCUAAAAUUUUAAAAAAAUUGCUUCUAGAUCAGGCAAUAUUUAAAGACAAUAAUGUCAAAUAUGCUCCUUGGACCUAGCGUCGAAUGUUAACCCUGGAUCACUAGAGCUUGUGGUUCUAAUUGUUUUCUACUGUCUUCGGUUUGAUCACAAUUCAAGUCCACCAGAGGUCUGCAUUUAUAGUUGGCAAGAAAGAGAUGUAUUUUGAUAUUCAUUAAACUAAGUAGUUUAGCGACAUAAAUGUGUAGAUUAUAGUGACCUCUCCUCUAAUUUACUCAGUGUCUACUAAACGUUCAAAGGUUUGAUAAGUUACAAAAUCAAUGUAAACCUAACUUGACCUUUUAAGUCUCUAAAAACCUGGGAUAUGAUAAAACGUAAAGUUUGCCGAGGUAACCUCUGAGAAACUUACUGAUUUUGAAACCUUUCCUUGUAACAAAAUCAUUUUCCUGCUGUUAAGGCUGAGAAAUGGGUCCACUCUUCCCAAGUUGUUUCCUUUUGUAAGUCAAUCAUACAACAAUCCAGUUAACUAUUUAUGCACGUUUAAAAAAAUCAGAUUGAUGAAAACCAAGUUUGAUUUAGCACGAGGAAAUAUUUGCAGUAUUUUUAUACUUGUUUUAUAUUGACGAAAGUACUAAAAUAGCAUUUAGGUGUCAUGACCAGGUCUAAAGUAAUAUUCUAGAAGCAAUUGUUAAUGUUGAUUUGUGUGACUAAAGGUUCUCGACAAGUCUGGCUGUGUUACGUAAAGAUUUUAUUUUAUAACCUUUAUUGAGGUUCUAAAUGAUCAUGUAGAGUGUUUAUUUAUAGUUUAAGGCUGAAUGAUUGUUUCCAGUUGAAAAUGAGGUUUUUAAUUUUAAACAAUAUUAUAAUUGUGAAAAUUUAAUUAUUUUAUAAAGUUUUUAGGAUGUGAUUUGAAAUCCCAGUUAAAGAUAGAGGAAAGAAUAGCUUUUAUACUGUUUUACAUUUUUAUUCUGUUACUGUACCGAUCCUUAUGGUUUAAGAAACCGGUUAUGAAUUAUGUUUACUCUGCUUUGCCUUUUAAAUUAUUAAAAUUGAUUGUAUGAUGCUGAUCUAUGAUUUAGUAGUGUAAUUUCCACAUAAAUAUUGUUAGUAUUAAGAUAUUCAGUAUUGUUGAAUCAUGUGGGUCUGGACAGCUACUACAAAUAAAGGCAAUCUUGUAAAAUA